GGUGUACGGUAUGAUGGCAUCACUUCUGCCUUGGCUAUACAUUAUACUGUGGGUAGAAAAUGCCCUAAGAACACUUGGAGAUGAAGGAAACUUCUACUCAGAAAAUGUCAGUCGGAUUCUGGACAACUUGCUUGAAGGCUAUGACAAUCGACUACGACCAGGAUUUGGAGGUGCUGUCACCGAAGUGAAAACAGAUAUUUAUGUGACCAGUUUUGGGCCUGUGUCAGAUGUGGACAUGGAAUAUACAAUGGAUGUUUUUUUCCGCCAGACUUGGACAGAUGAGAGGUUGAAGUUUGGAGGACCAACUGAGAUUUUAAGUUUGAAUAACUUGAUGGUCAGUAAAAUCUGGACACCUGACACAUUUUUCAGGAAUGGCAAAAAAUCAAUUGCCCACAAUAUGACAACUCCUAAUAAACUCUUCCGAAUAAUGCAGAAUGGGACCAUUCUCUACACCAUGAGGCUUACCAUCAAUGCUGACUGUCCCAUGAGGCUGGUUAAUUUUCCUAUGGAUGGCCAUGCUUGUCCACUCAAGUUUGGAAGCUAUGCUUACCCCAAAAGUGAAAUUAUAUAUACAUGGAAAAAAGGACCACUUUACUCAGUAGAAGUUCCAGAAGAAUCUUCAAGCCUCCUCCAGUAUGAUCUUAUUGGACAAACAGUAUCUAGCGAGACAAUUAAAUCUAACACAGGUGAAUACGUAAUAAUGACAGUUUAUUUCCACUUGCAAAGGAAGAUGGGCUACUUCAUGAUACAGAUAUACACUCCUUGUAUUAUGACAGUCAUUCUUUCCCAGGUGUCCUUCUGGAUUAACAAGGAGUCUGUCCCAGCAAGAACUGUCUUUGGAAUCACCACUGUUUUAACCAUGACCACUUUAAGCAUCAGUGCCCGGCACUCCUUACCCAAAGUGUCCUAUGCGACCGCCAUGGAUUGGUUCAUUGCCGUUUGCUUUGCUUUUGUCUUCUCUGCACUCAUUGAGUUUGCAGCUGUCAACUACUUCACCAAUCUGCAGGCCCAGAAAGCCAAAAGAAAGGCUCAGAUCACCACCUCUCCCCCUGUGACAAUAACGAAGGCGACUGAACCCUUGGGAGCCGAGAUUGUUUUGCACCCUGAUUCCAAGUACCAUCUGAAGAAAAGAAUCACCUCUCUGACCUUGCCAAUAGUUCCAUCCUGUGAGACCAGCAAAGUCCUCACCAGAGCUCCCCUUUUGGAAUCAACACCUCUCACACCCCCACCACUCUCUCCAGACUUUGGAGGCACCAGUAAAAUAGACCAGUAUUCCCGGAUUCUCUUCCCAGUUGCAUUUGCAGGAUUCAAUCUUGUGUACUGGGUAGUUUACCUUUCCAAAGAUACAAUGGAAGUGAGUGGCAGUGUUGAAUGAUUUGCAGGCAAGUAAAAAUGUAUUCUAUAAAUCCUAUUUUCUGCAUUCUUUCUAAAUAACACUGAGACUUGUGUAGAUGAUUUUAUGAACAUGAAAUCAGAAUUCAAACUCUGUAAUGUAUAAAUUUAAGUAAGUACAUAUGGGCCAAAAAGCGUAGCAUUUCUCCUCAAAAUUGAAAGUUAAAGGUUGCUGAAAAAUAUGACUUAUCUGUACAUUAUAGAGAAAACUGUAUAUAAAGAUAAGAUGAAUUCAACAUGAAUUUGCCUUCAAGAUGAUUGUCCUUCAUUGUUCAAUGUUUUUAAUUGUCACUGUGAGUGGCACUUAGUAUAAAGUAGAUAAAAUAAUAAUGCUGACACUUUCAAAGGUUGCCUUAAAAAUGUUUAUUUUGGCUUAGUUUUCAAGACAGUAGCAUAUAAAUAGUCUAAAUAUUUACCCAUCGCUUCAAAGCAGCAUGUUGGAGGCCUUUAUGCUAGUAAAAUGGCUUUCAGCUUGUAUUGAGCUUAGCCAUUUGGUUUUAACCUUGCUGUGCUUUUUUACCUCAAUGGAGUAUGGUGUUUGUACACAUAUGAAAUAAACAGAGAUCAUAAAUUAUGUAUGCAUAUGUACAUAGCUUCAGUUGGACUGCAAUGCAGUGUUGUUUUAUCUUGUUAAGUUCUCCUUUGAAAAUAAUAUGCUCAUAAUUCCAUAAAGUUGUAGAAAACAACAGUGAUUAUAGGAAGCUAUGUAGAGGAUAACUGUGGUUAUAGCCUGUGGUUUCCAUCUUUCUAAGUAUUCCACUAAACAACACAAGAAUAAACA
Messenger RNA from Talpa occidentalis (Iberian mole), 2173 nucleotides. It is a transcript of the gene GABRA6, whose product is annotated as gamma-aminobutyric acid type A receptor subunit alpha6. Gene Ontology annotation, molecular function: inhibitory extracellular ligand-gated monoatomic ion channel activity; GABA-A receptor activity; GABA-gated chloride ion channel activity. The coding region runs from base 11 to 1375 and encodes 454 amino acids. NCBI's taxonomy places the organism in Eukaryota, Metazoa, Chordata, Mammalia, Eulipotyphla, Talpidae. Gene Ontology annotation, cellular component: neuron projection; GABA-A receptor complex; postsynapse. Gene Ontology annotation, biological process: synaptic transmission, GABAergic; nervous system process; monoatomic ion transmembrane transport. The record is from RefSeq and is a predicted model, not a curated record. The transcript has 9 exons.